Condylostylus longicornis is the source of this 786-nucleotide messenger RNA. RefSeq lists its product as uncharacterized. The record is from RefSeq and is a predicted model, not a curated record. Bases 1 to 786 code for a protein of 261 amino acids. Gene Ontology annotation, cellular component: plasma membrane. The transcript has 2 exons. Gene Ontology annotation, molecular function: copper ion binding; oxidoreductase activity. Gene Ontology annotation, biological process: iron ion transport. NCBI's taxonomy places the organism in Eukaryota, Metazoa, Arthropoda, Insecta, Diptera, Dolichopodidae.
AUGAAUCCGCUAGAUGCUAUUUGUGAUAUAAAAAGACGUGACGCAAUUUGCGUAAGUAAUCUUAAAAAUGCUAAAAAAGCUGAUAAAGGUGUUCUAAUAGAUAGACCAGAUGUAAAAAUCUUCUUACCAUUCAGAUUUUAUUUUUAUCGACCUGAAGAAUUAUUCACAGCAAAUACAUAUCAAAGAUAUUUGGUCGCUCCUGGUGCUGAUCAUUUAAUAUCUCUUAUUGAUGAAAUAUCAUAUGUACCACCGCCAUCACCAAUGCUCUCACAAUUAGAUGAUAUACCACCAGAAUUAUUUUGUAAUGGUGAUAAUAGGCCACCAGCAUGUGGACCAAAUUGUGAAUGUGUACAUACAAUUGAUAUACCAUUAGGUGCUAUUGUUGAAAUUGUUUUAGUUGAUGAAGUACAACAAACAAAUUUAAGUCAUCCAUUUCAUUUACAUGGUGCAUCAUUUCAUGUUAUUGGUAUGGGACGUUCACCAGAUACAACAGUUAAAAAAAUUAAUUUAAAACAUGCAUUAGAAUUAGAUCGUCGUGGUGCACUUAGACGUGAUUUUGCUAAACCACCACUUAAAGAUACUGUAGCUGUACCAAAUAAUGGUUAUACAAUAUUAAGAUUUCGUGCUGAUAAUCCUGGUUUUUGGUUAUUCCAUUGUCAUUUUCAAUUUCAUAUAUUAAUUGGUAUGGAUUUAGUAAUACAUAUUGGUACUAAAGCUGAUUUACCACCAGUACCACCAAAUUUUCCUAAAUGUGGCAAUCAUAUACCACCUAUAUCAUUAUAUUAA